UCCUUGACCUCAGACCUUUAAGCCUUUUGAUAUAUUCAUAUUAUUGGCCAUCUUUGCCAACUGUGUUGCCCUUGGUGUCUCCAAACCAUUUCCUGAAGAUGAUUCCAAUGCCACCAACCACAAUCUGGAACAAGUGGAGUAUGUGUUUCUAGUCAUUUUCACCAUCGAAACAUUCACAAAGAUCCUCGCAUACGGCCUGGUCAUGCAUCCCAGUGCAUACAUCCGCAGCGGCUGGAACUUGCUGGAUUUUGUCAUUGUCAUUGUCGGUCUUUUCAGCGUUAUAGCUGAGAUGGGCGAGCACAAACCAGGAGAGGCUCAUCACGCUGCAGGUAAACCAGGCGGUCUGGAUGUCAAAGCGCUGAGAGCUUUCAGAGUACUGCGACCCCUGCGGCUCGUGUCCGGUGUGCCGAGUCUGCAGAUUGUGUUGAACUCCAUCAUGAAGGCCAUGGUGCCUCUGCUUCACAUCGGUCUGCUGGUCAUGUUUGUCAUCAUCAUUUACGCCAUCAUUGGGCUGGAGCUCUUCAUAGGCAGGAUGCACAAGACCUGCUUCUAUAUAGGGACAGAUCUAAUGGUGGAAGAUGAUCCCACACCAUGUGCUUUUGCUGGUAACGGUCGAUUCUGUGAGGGGAACAACACAGUGUGUCGGGGAGGAUGGGAGGGACCCAAUGGAGGCAUCACCAACUUUGACAACAUCUUCUUUGCCAUGCUGACUGUGUUCCAGUGCAUUACCAUGGAGGGCUGGACUGAUGUGCUCUACUGGAUGAAUGAUUCCAUCGGGUUUGAGCUGCCUUGGAUUUAUUUUGUGUCUCUGGUCAUUUUUGGAUCUUUCUUUGUCCUCAAUCUUGUUUUGGGUGUGUUGAGCGGUGAGUUCUCUAAAGAGAGAGAGAAGGCCGUGUGUCGAGGUGAGCUGCAGGAGGCCCAGGAGAAACAGCAGAUGGAGGAGGACAUGAUCGGUUACAUGGACUGGCUCAUCGAAGCAGAGGACAUGGAUGAGGAUGGAAAUAAACGUGCUGUGGUGGCUAAGAAAAAGAUGAUGAAGAAAUAUGGCUGGUACAAACACAGUGAAGAUGGAGAAUCAGAUUCAGACUCUGAGUUUGAAGCGUUCCUGGAUGAUGACAGUGGCUGCUGUUCAUCUAUAAUGGCACGACUGAUGGCUAUAAGCUUCUGUGAGCAGCUGUACCACUUGAAUCUGGUCAUCAGGAAGAACUGCCGUGUGGCUGUCAAAUCCACCAAUUUCUACUGGCUGGUGCUACUGCUGGUGUUCCUCAACACGGCCGCCAGCGCCUCUGAACACUACAGCCAACCCCAGUGGCUCACCGACAUACAGGAACGAGCAAAUAAGAUCCUUCUGGCUCUGUUUACGCUGGAGAUGCUGAUGAAGAUCUACAGCUUCGGCUUUCAGAUCUACUUCAUGGCGCUCUUCAACCGUUUCGAUUGUUUCGUGGUGUGUGGAGGGAUUCUGGAGACGGUGCUGGUGGAGAUGGACGUGAUCCCCCCCAUCGGGAUCUCUGUGCUGCGCUGCGUCCGUCUGCUCCGUAUCUUCAAAGUCACGAGACACUGGGCUGCUUUAUCAGACCUGGUGAGCUCUCUGCUGAACUCGAUGAAGGCCAUCUGCUCCCUGCUGCUGCUGCUCUUCCUCUUCCUCAUCAUCUUCGCUCUCCUGGGCAUGCAGCUCUUUGGCGGAAAGUUCAACUUUGAUGAGACUCAAAUGAAAAGAAGCACCUUUGACACUUUUCCAUCUGCCCUGCUCACCUGUUUCCAGAUCCUAACAGGAGAGGACUGGAACUCAGUCAUGUAUGAUGGCAUCAUGGCGUAUGGAGGACCAGUGUUUCCCAAUAUGAUUGUCUCCAUUUACUUUGUCAUUCUUUUUGUCUGUGGUAACUACAUCUUGUUGAAUGUCUUCUUGGCUAUCGCUGUGGACAACUUAGCUGGAGAUGGAGGCAAAAAGAAAAAAGAAGAGCGAAAAGAAGAGGAGGAGGAAUGGGAGGAUGAUGAAGACAGAGAGGAAGACGAAGCUGGAAAUGAUGUGGACGAUUGGGAAGAGCAUGAAGAGUUGAGAGCAAUUGAAGGACUUGAGGGUAUAGGCACUCCCAUGAAAGUUGAAAGUUUUCAACCCAAAGAGAAAAUUGUACCCAUUCCUGAUGGAAGUUCUUUUUUCAUCCUCGGGAAGAAAAACUGUCUCAGAGUCGCCUGCCACAACCUCAUUCAUCAUCACUACUUCACCAACUUCAUCCUCAUCUUCAUCAUAUUCAGUAGUUUUUCAUUGGCUGCUGAAGACCCAAUCAAAACUCAUUCUGUCAGGAAUGUUAUGCUGGGCUAUGCUGAUUAUGUCUUUACCACCGUCUUCACUAUCGAGAUCAUGUUUAAGAUGACUGUGUAUGGAGCUUUCCUUCAUCAAGGUUCCUUCUGCAGAAACGCCUUCAACCUGCUGGACCUUCUGGUCGUCAGCGUAUCUCUCACCUCUUUCUUCUUGCAUUCAAGUGCCAUUUCUGUGGUGAAGAUUCUUCGAGUAUUGCGAGUGCUCAGGCCUCUUCGAGCCAUCAACAGAGCAAAGGGACUCAAGAGCGUGAUUCAGUGUGUGUUCGUGGCCAUCCGCACUAUUGGCAACAUCCUCAUCGUCACCACUCUCCUCCAGUUCAUGUUCGCUUGUAUUGGUGUGCAGCUUUUCAAGGGCCGGUUCUACAGAUGUACGGAUGAGGCCAAACAUACACCUGAAGAGUGCAAGGGCACGUUUGUGGUGUUCAAAGAUGGUGAUAUGAACCAUCCAAUGGUGAGGGAGAGAGUUUGGGAGAACAGCGACUUCAACUUUGACAACGUGCUGAUGGGGAUGCUGGCGCUCUUCACCGUCUCCACAUUUGAGGGCUGGCCACAGCUCUUAUAUAAAGCCAUUGAUGCUAAUGCAGAGAACAGAGGCCCAAUCUACAACUACCGUGUUGAGAUUUCCAUCUUCUUUAUCAUUUAUAUCAUCAUCAUCGCUUUCUUCAUGAUGAACAUCUUCGUGGGUUUUGUCAUCAUCACGUUCCGUGAACAAGGAGAGGCUGAGUUUAAAAACUGUGAACUAAAUAAAAACCAGCGGCAGUGUGUGUAUUACGCAUUGAAAGCUCAGCCCAUAAAGAUUUACAUCCCCAAAAACCCCUCACAACUCAAAUUCUGGAAGAUCAUCAAUUCCUCUCAGUUUGAGUACAUCAUGUUUUUGCUCAUUCUGCUCAACACACUCGCACUGGCUGUACAGCACUAUGAGCAGUCCAAACUCUUCAACUCUGUGAUGGACAUCCUGAACAUGAUUUUCACUACGCUCUUUACGGUUGAGAUGAUCAUCAAACUUCUGGCUCUGAGACCUUACCACUAUUUUAUAGAUGCCUGGAACUCUUUUGAUGCUCUGAUAGUGGUGGGCAGUUUGGUGGACAUCAUGAUAGCAGAGUUCAGUGGUGGAGGAGGCCAUGGAGAGGGAAAAGAAGGGGAGAGUGCCAAAGUGUCCAUCACCUUCUUUCGUCUUUUCCGAGUUAUGCGACUGGUCAAGCUGCUCAGUAAGGGUGAAGGCAUUCGAACCCUCCUUUGGACCUUUGUUAAAUCUCUACAGGCAUUGCCAUACGUUGGUCUACUCAUUGCCAUGAUCUUCUUCAUCUAUGGUGUGAUUGGGAUGCAGACAUUUGGGAAGAUAGCUAUAGAUGACAGCACAGAGCUCAAUCGAAACAACAAUUUCCAAACCUUUUUCAUGGCUGUACUGUUGCUCUUCAGGUGUGCGACAGGUGAACAGUGGCAGCAGAUCAUGCUUGCAGCACUGCCAGGGCGUCGAUGUGACCCGGAGUCUGACUUUGAGCCGGGAGAGGAGUACAGCUGCGGAAGCAACCUGGCGUACCUCUAUUUCAUCAGUUUCUUUGCACUCUGUGCCUUCCUGAUCAUUAAUUUGUUCAUCGCGGUCAUCAUGGAUAACUUUGAGUAUCUGACCAGAGACUGGACUGUGCUGGGCACUCAUCACCUCGAUGAGUUUAAACGAGUCUGGUCAGAUUACGACCCAGAGGCCACGGGACGGAUUAAACAUCUAGAUGUAGUCACCAUGUUGCGCAGAAUUCAGCCUCCGCUGGGCUUUGGGAAACUCUGUCCACAUCGAGUAGCCUGUAGGAGAUUGGUUGCUAUGAAUGUGCCUCUCCAUGCUGACGGCACCGUGUCUUUCAAUGCCACUCUGUUUGCUCUCGUCAGAACAUCACUCAAGAUUAAAACAGAUGGCCCCAUUGACCAGCAGAACGAGGAGCUGAGAGCUAUCAUUAAAAAGAUCUGGAAACACACCAAACCCAAACUUCUAGACGAAGUUAUACCUCCUCCUUCAGGGAAUGAGGUGACUGCAGGAAAGUUCUAUGCCAGCUUCUUGAUUCAGGACUACUUCAAAAAAUUUCGCAAGCGGAAGGAGAAAGAGAGGAAGAAGAAAGGCAAGGACAAGUCAGCCUCUCUCCAGGCCGGGUUACGCACUCUACAGGAUCUGGCCCCAGAGAUGCGUCUGGCUAUAGCGAUGGAGGAUGAGGAAGGGCUGGAGGGGGAGAUGAUGGAAGAAGACGAGUUCUUCAGGAGUGACAGCGUCUUCAGUGAUGCUCCUCCCACAUCGGCCAUGUCCACUCCCAGAAGCACCCCAAUGCCGCCCCAUCUGGACGAGACCACAGUGAGCUUUGAGCUUCCUCCUAGAGUCCACAGUGGGAGCUUGAUGCUGGAGGAGGCCCUGGUGGACUCCCGUCCGGCCUCUGCCCUCUCCGAAAACACAGUGAUAAGUGAACAGCCUCAGAGGUUGUCUCCCCUGCUCGGCAGGUGGGCCUCCAGUCACAGCAAACUCACCCCAUUGUGGAUGCUGAAUAACAACCAAAGGACUGACACAACCAGAGUUAGUGACUAUAUUCCCUCACCAUCCCUGGAUGGAGGAAUGCAAAAUGGAGGAGUCACAGGAGUCACUGUCACUCCAGUAGGAGUCACAGGUGGAGGUGAAGGAGUCACAGGAGGAGAAGCGGGAGUGAUGGGAGGAGGAGUCACAGAGAUGCCAUAUCCUACGGAGCAAGGCAGUGUCAGCAAGGAGGAGCCUCAGAUUGCUGUCUCAAACGAUAGACAGUGGUUUCCUGAGGUUCCUCCAGCACAAACACCAGCACUUAAUUGGAGCAUUGAAAGUGUGGCGCCAGUUCAGCCCAGUAACAUUAACAACAACAGUUAUCAAGGCAACAGCCAAGAUGCUGGUGGCUACCAUGGCAAUGGUUACCCUGGAAAUGGCUACAAUGUUAAGGGUAACAAUGGGACUGGUUAUCCAGGCAACCAUUAUUCCAGCAACGGCAACAGCAGCAAUGGAUACAAUUCUAAUGGAUACAAUGGCAACGGUUUCGCUCCCCGGCGACGUGUGCUUCCCCCAACUCCCUUAGGUCGAAAGCCCAACUUCAACAUCCAGUGUUUGAGAAGGCAGACCAGUAAUGAAGAUCUGCCCAUUCCAGGCACUUACCAUCAAAACUCCCCACCCUGCAGGGCACUCGCACAGACGAACAACAGCUACGACUCACGGCGGAGCAGCAUUUCAUCUGGAGUUUCUUCGGCCUCUUGGGCAAACAACCAGGCCAGAAGGGGCCGUCUCCUUUACGCUCCCCUCAUGCUGGUGGACGAGGUGGGGGGCACUCAGGCACUGUGGGGCGACACCAAUGGCAGCGCCAGUCUGCCGGCAUCGGCCCGUCCCGGAUGGAUUGGCGGUGGAAUGGCAGGCAUGGCCCAGCAGCCUCGGGCAUACACCACUCUCAGACUGCCGUCCCAACACAGCACCGGAUACAUAGAGAAGGGAAGCGCUGACAGCCUCGUGGAGUCGAUCCUGAUCUCUGAAGGAUUGGGUCAAUAUGCCAAAGACCCCAAAUUUGUUGACUUUGCAAAGCGGGAGAUUGCAGAUGCCUGUCACAUGACUAUUGAUGAAAUGGAGAGUGCUGCAACUGACCUUAUAAGUCGAGGGAGGGCAGGACAACCGACCGGACGCUUUGAGGAGGAUCUGUCUGAUGAGAUGAACUGUGUUAUAUCAUACUAAAUGGGCUUCAGUUUGU
This is a messenger RNA of Carassius carassius (crucian carp), 6050 nucleotides long. RefSeq names its product calcium channel, voltage-dependent, L type, alpha 1F subunit a (gene cacna1fa). Gene Ontology annotation, cellular component: voltage-gated calcium channel complex; membrane. Gene Ontology annotation, molecular function: high voltage-gated calcium channel activity. Gene Ontology annotation, biological process: calcium ion import across plasma membrane. Lineage: Eukaryota; Metazoa; Chordata; Actinopteri; Cypriniformes; Cyprinidae. Bases 203 to 6034 code for a protein of 1943 amino acids. The record is from RefSeq and is a predicted model, not a curated record. The transcript has 46 exons.